Molecule: messenger RNA, 1380 nt
Organism: Lachancea sp. 'fantastica'
Lineage: Eukaryota; Fungi; Ascomycota; Saccharomycetes; Saccharomycetales; Saccharomycetaceae
Source: the annotation of a GenBank genome assembly
AUGGUUGGUGCAAGCGAGAAUUACGAAGAUUUAGGGCAGUCGUCGAACUUACUGAAGCGUAAGAAAGAGGACUGUGCGGAGGAGUUUCUAGAGGCUGAAAUCAAAAGGGUAGCGCUCAAUGAUGAUGUUGAUGACAAAAAAGAUCAGGAUGGAGAGUUUCCGGAGGAAAACGUUGAACGCAACGGUUCGGUGAUGGAUUUAAAGAUAGAUAACGAUGGAAUUAGACAAGGAGAACAGCAGUUAGAUCCACAAGGUCGCUCUCACAGCAGCCAGCAAGAUUCGAACAUAGCACUCGAAAAUGAUCAAGAAUCAGAUAUUAAAGAUUACAUUCAUUUACGCAUGCUUUGUUUGGUUAAACAGGCCUCGAUGAUAGUGGGUCCGGGCGGUGAGAAAAUCUCCAAAAUGAAGGCAGAGACCAACACGCGAAUCAAUGUGUCGGACAAUAUUCGUGGAGUGCCCGAACGAGUUAUUUUCAUUAGGGGUAGAUGUGAAGACGUCGCCAAAGUAUUUGGGCUCAUAGUGCGGGCCGUCAACGGCGAAAAAGAAGGCGAAUCCACUCAAGUCUCAACCCCGUUGACCUUGAAUAUUUUGGUGCCACAUCAUAUGAUGGGGUGUGUGAUUGGACGCCAGGGUUCUCGUCUGCGAGAAAUAGAGGAUCUGAGCGCUGCAACCCUGAUGGCAGGCCCCCAGACCCUGCCAAUGUCGAACGAUCGAAUUCUUUGCAUUACAGGCGUGGCGGACGCUAUUCAUAUCGCCACCUACUACGUGGGCCAAACGAUUUUGAACCACAAGUCCUCGUUUGCCUUGAAAAAAUGCAUUUUCUAUCUACCAAGUGCACUGCACUCCGUGAUUGUCAACAAGUAUGGCGUCAGCAUGCAGCAGCAGCAUCAGCAACAUCAUCAGUAUAGACCAAUGGAAAACGGCAAAAAGCGAUUCCACCGUAUUGCGUCUGUUUCUAGCCCUCCUGAAUUCCCGUAUGGUUACAAUCCAGUCACCCCACACUCUGCAAACUUCACUCCUGUGGUGAGCGUCGAUCAUGUUAGACUCUCGGAUGCCGUGAGUGCUGCGCCAAUUAUGCCAGAGUUGACUCCACGACUAAGUUUGAUUCAGCACGAAGUCUACAUUGACAACAGCUACGUGGGAAACGUUAUCGGCAAAGGAGGAAAAAACAUCAAUUCGAUCAAAGAGAGCACAGGCUGCUCAAUCAUUAUCGAUGAUCCCGUAAGUGGCUGUAGUGAGCGGAAAAUACUAAUUAGAGGGACACCGACGGGAAACCAAACUGCAAUUCUAUUGAUAAACAACAAAAUCGAAAUCGACAAAAGGAACAAAGAAUCAAAAGAGCACAGGGACUCGGUUGGCAAUUCCGGCUUCUCAGGCUAG